AUGUGUGAUCGUCUUCCAAUGCUCGAAAAACUUUAUCUAAGUAUGAACAAGCUACGCGGUCAUAUGCCUGUAAGCUUACCAAACUGUUCGAAACUUCAAAUGUUGUCUGUAUCAGUGAACGAGUUUGAUGGACCCAUACAUAGUGAAAUUGGUCAUUUAAGUAACCUGCAGAAUCUGUAUCUUGGACGUAACCAUUUUGAAGGGACAAUUCCAAUCUCCAUAUUCAAUAUCUCCUCGCUGCAGGUGUUGUCACUAGGACGCAACAAUCUCUUUGGGUCCUUGCCAUGGGAGGUUGGCAACUUGACCAAAUUACAGAUUCUUGAUCUUAGUCAAAAUAUGCUAACAGGUGAAAUACCGAAAGAGGUAAGCAAUCUCAUUGACUUGGAUGGAAUUGAUCUGGGUUUGAACAAGUUUACUGGUUCACUUCCAAUGGAGAUCUUCAACAUAUCAGGGAUAACAGUGAUUGACCUUCUAAACAAUAAUCUGACAGGAACCCUCCCAUUGAACAUAGGUUCUAUGUUACCCAACAUUGAAGGUCUUUAUCUAGGUCGGUUAAAUCUUUUUGGGACGAUACCACAUUCUAUCUCCAAUUGUUCCAAGCUCAACACUCUAGAUGUUGCUGGAAAUAGACUCACCGGUUUGAUUCCAACCUCUCUUGGAUAUUUGACUCAUCUAGAGUACCUACUCUUGGAUGGAAACAAUUUAGUGAGCGACUCUACAUUAAGCUUCUUUACUUCCUUAUCAAAUUGUAGAGAUUUAGAAUUUCUUUCUUUAUCUUUGAACCCUCUAAAUGGUGUACUUCCAGUCUCCUUAGGGAGCCUUUCCAGUACUUCUCUUCUAAGGAUUAACGCUGCUGGUUGCAGAAUUAAAGGGGAAAUUCCAAAAGGAAUUGGGAACUUAAGCAGCUUAUUAGACCUCGAUCUUUCUGAAAACGAUAUAAUUGGAUCAAUUCCCACAACAAUUAGCAACUUGAGAUUUCUUCAGAGCGUUAAUUUGAGUCACAACAAACUUUCUGGAUUUAUUGGAGAUGAUCUAUGUAAAUUGCAAGACUUGGGUUAUUUAUACUUAACUCAGAAUCAACUUUCAGGAUCUCUUCCUAAUUGUUUGGGGAACUUAAUUUCCCUUCGGGAGAUAUUUCUAGGUUCCAACAAAUUGCGUUCAAACAUACCAGCAAGCUUAGGGAACCUCAGAAAUCUCUUGAAGCUAGACUUAUCCUCAAGCAACUUGGAUGGCCCUUUACCUCCGAAAAUUGGAAAUCUAAAGGCUGCGAUAUAUAUGGAUCUAUCAAUGAAUACAUUCUCAAAUGGAAUUCCUAGAGAAAUUGGUGGCUUGCAAAAUCUAAGGCACUUAUCUUUGAGAGACAACAAAUUACAAGGAUCAAUACCUGAAUCGAUCAGAAGCAUGUCAGCUUUGGAAUUUCUAGACCUUAGUCAUAACAAUGUUUCAGGAUUAAUUCCCAAGUCUUUGGAGAAGCUUCAAAAUCUCAAGUAUUUUAAUGUUUCUUUCAAUAAGUUGGUUGGUGAAAUCCCCUCCGGCGGUCCUUUCAAGAACCUCUCCGGUCAGUCUUUCAUGUCCAAUGAAGCAUUAUGUGGUUCUCUAAGAUUCCGUGUUCCACCAUGCCAUACUAGUACUUCAAAGCAUAGAUCCAAGAGGAAAAAGGUACUUAUUCUACUUCUAUUGGCCGGAAUUGCAAUAGUUAUAUUAGUUCCUAUCAUCUUUGUGAUGGUAUGGAUAAGGUAUAUAAGAGGUAAAAGAACUGAUCCUCAACAAACAGCUGGUUCAUCCUAUGACAUCUCAACAAGAGAAAGAAUUUCAUACUAUGAAUUGCUCCAAGCAAAUGAUUCACUCAGCGAGAGCAAUUUGAUUGGUUCCGGGAGUUUCGGCUCUGUUUACAAAGGCAUCCUCAGAGAUGGGACUCCUAUUGCAGUUAAAGUGUUCAAUCUGCAAUUGCAAGCAGCAUUUAGGAGUUUCGAUACAGAAUGCCAAGUUUUGCGCAACCUUCGUCAUAGGAAUCUCACCAAAGUCAUCACUAAUUGUUCCAACCUUGAAUUUAAGGCUUUGGUACUAGACUACAUGCCUAAUGGAAGCCUCGAUAACUGGUUGUAUUCGCACAACUACUUCUUAGACAUCAAGCAAAGACUAAGUAUAAUGAUAGAUGUGGCAUGCGCCUUGGAAUAUCUCCACCAUGGCUGCUCAUUUCCCGUGAUCCAUUGUGAUCUGAAGCCUAGUAACGUCUUGUUGGAUGAGGACAUGGUUGCCCACCUAAGUGACUUUGGCAUUUCAAAACUGCUUUCUGAAGACGAGAGUGCUUCGUACACUAAAACUUUAGCAACAUUGGGUUAUAUUGCACCAGAGUAUGGACUGGAGGGACUGGUGUCAACAAAAUGCGAUGUUUAUAGUUACGGAAUCAUGUUGAUGGAAACAUUUACAAGGACAAAGCCUAGUGAUGAAAUGUUUGAUGGAGAUCUUAGCUUGAAGCAAUGGGCGAGCAACUCACUCCCACGAGCAGUAAUGGAAGUUGUUGAUGCCAACUUAAUAACACCACAGGAUAAUCAAUUAAUGAAAAAGUUAGAUUGUGUGGUAUCCAUCAUGAAAGUGGCAAUAGAUUGUUGUGUUGAAUCUCCUAAAGGAAGGAUUGACAUGAAAGAUGUCGUAGCAAGGUUAAAGACUAUAAAGAUUCAACUUCUUGCAUGUUGAGCUUUGAAUGAAUAAACAAGUAUUGUUUUCGGCUUGAGUAAGGGGUACAGAGUGUAGGCAACGGCUUUUCCUUUUGUUAAAAUCUAUUUGCCUAGUUCCUUUAAUCAGUCUCCUAUAGUUAGGAUCUUGAUUAGCUUCGAUUGUUAUAUUGAAUCUCCUGAAGGAAGGACCGACAUGAAAGAUGUUGUAGCAAGAUUAAAGAAGAUCAAAAUUCAACUUAUUGCAUAUUGAGGAAGUUCUUAUAAUUCUUCUGUUCCAAAACAACUGUGUGUUGCAAAUAGCCAAAAAAAAUAUAUUUAGAUUAAAAUAUGUUUUAAUUUAGUAUCUUUCAUAACAUAGAGAAUCAAGGAUAUACUUCUUCCCUCUCAACUUAAAGUCUAAGUUGAGCAACAUUACUGGAAUUACACAAAUUUCUGACUGCUUGUCUAAGUUGAGCAACACUAUUGGAAUUACGCGAAACUCUGACGGACAUAUCUGUUGGAAAGUCCUCUGAAGAGUACACGAAUUAUCGGUGCGAAAAGGAUCGUCAGAGAAAAGCGCAUCGCAGACCUUUUUGACGGCAGACCAUCAAGACUUCCUACAGAUAUUUCUGACAACUAGGUGGUCAGCCCUGACUACGCCCUACUACAGUAAACUAACAUCUCUUGACUAGUGAUUCAGAAUUUCAGUAAAGGAAAAUUCACACAGUAAGAGAAUUCACAUCAGAAAAUCCACCAAACCACCCCCAUUCUUAGAGUGUACCUACUCAUGAAAGUUCAUAGUAAAACAAGCACUAUAUCAUGUUUCCCUAAUUAUUUUCCUUUUUAGCAUGAAAUUUCACAAACGGUCGUAUAACUAUGAUUUAUUUUCAUUAAAGUCAUAUAAAAAUAUUUUCUCACACAAAAAUCAUAGUAACCGAAAAAUACAACUUUCCGGUAGUAUUUUCUUAUUCCUUUUUAUUUUUAGUCCAGUAAAUAAUAAUCUAAUUAAAAUAGAAAUGAACCAACCCGGCUCGACAAUAACCAUAUAUAUAAUUAAAAUAGUACUAAAAGUGAAUCCUCCAAAAUACGUUACUUCUAUCUUUUAUUUUUCUCUUAAAGAUUUUUAUUCAAAUUGAUAGCACUAUUGUUUCAGCAGUUUUCUAAUUAUCCAUAUGCAUUCUAAACUAAGUUAUUUUUUGGGGGAAAGAUUCACUUUAAGCAUUAUUUUAAUUUAUAUAUAUGGGUAUUAGGUCGGUUGGGGUUGAGUCAUUCCUAUUGUAAGGGGAAAAUAUAAAAACUGGUUCAAGGGAAGGUCAACCAAUGAUUGAUAGGUCAUUCCCUCCCUAUCCGUCUCUUGAUCCCUCAUUCCACUAAUCCGUUGUUACUGAUUCAUUCAAGGCAUAGACUCUCCAUUUCUUAGUCGGUCGGUCGAAACUAACUGCAUUCGCUAGCUAAAACAUAUAUAAAAUAUGUAUAUUAUACGUAUGUAAUGCGCAUAUAUACAAAAAUAUAUUUUUUAUCAGCUAUUAUUUUUUUAGAGCGGCUAAAAAUAUAUGUUUCUCCUAUUUUAAUUGGGCUAUUAUUUAUUAGACUGAAAAUAAAAAAUAAAGAACGUGAAAUAAGAAAAUACUAUCAGAAAGUUGUGUUCUCCUAUUUAUUAUAUGUUUCUCUCUCUCUCUUUUCUUGCU
Messenger RNA from Nicotiana tabacum (common tobacco), 4345 nucleotides. NCBI's taxonomy places the organism in Eukaryota, Viridiplantae, Streptophyta, Magnoliopsida, Solanales, Solanaceae. The record is from RefSeq and is a predicted model, not a curated record.